CAUAAAAUGCGAUGUCGUUGGCGGUGCACUGCAGUUAUCUCCCUCCCAAAUUCCAACUAGCGCGGCGGAUCAUCCCUGGAAUCCGCCCAAAUCCGCCGCAAUUGUUCAUAGCUACAAACCUAGACGGCGUUGACAUCCACUGCGUCGGCGAGCUAUACUCCGCCUGCAACCACUCUUGCCACCGCUUUCACAAACUCGACGCCGAUGGCCGAGUGGAUCCGGUCGACCCCAACAAGCUCCGUAAAGCUAUCCUCCAUAGCUCCGUCGUCGCUCCCGUUUGGCGGCUUUUGGAGGAAAUUUGGCUCGGGCGGUGACGCCGUCCAACGGAAAAUUGGUUGGGUUUGGUCGCGCCGUCUCGGAUUCGGGGCUAUCUGCUUCCAUCUACGAUGUGAUGGUCAUUCUUCAGAGCAUGUGGAUUUGGAGAUGACAUACUGGGAUCCACCGCAAUGAUGUACCCCGUAACCACUUGGCUUUCAAAUGGAGAUUGAUCGGCUGGGUAAAAACUGCAGCAGAAAAUGGCAUUGAAGCCCUAACUAUAUGCUUG
Messenger RNA from Cuscuta campestris, 544 nucleotides. Lineage: Eukaryota; Viridiplantae; Streptophyta; Magnoliopsida; Solanales; Convolvulaceae. The record is from the annotation of a GenBank genome assembly.